Clonostachys byssicola is the source of this 771-nucleotide messenger RNA. NCBI's taxonomy places the organism in Eukaryota, Fungi, Ascomycota, Sordariomycetes, Hypocreales, Bionectriaceae. The record is from the annotation of a GenBank genome assembly.
AUGCGUCAUCAAUUCAAACGACAGUUGAGCCCGCUAGCUCUUGCAAAGCUUUUCAGUGAGAGUUUGUGUUUUCACUAUGUUGCAGACACAUUUAGGGGUGGCCGACUUGUAGAUCCGGUCCAGGUCAACUCCCUCUCUGCUGUUGAGUUGUUGAACAGCUUUGGCAAUCAGUGGAAGGAGGUCUCGGUCGUUGAGCCUUUCGGCUCACUGGAUCAGUUUACAGAGUCACGAGGGUUGAAGGCCUUAGUCACAGAGCCUUUGUCUCCCAAACCUUGGCUUCAACUCCAGAGAGUGUGCUUCAAGUCUGGUGUGCUGAUGCCAUGGAAUGAAGCUAUUAUCAGCGACCUAUUGGUAUCCACAGCCGCCAUUGCCAGAAAUAUGCCAAAUAUCCGAAGCAUAGAGAUCUUCAAUACGAAAGGGGAGUGGCAUGUCGAGAAUCCCUCAUGCCUAGUACGCUACAACACCGAGUUCGCGCAACCCAUCUUAUCGUGGCAAAGCGACUGGAUGUUCUCCCUUGAAGUCAUAGUUGAAGGUCUCAAAGGGACCCCAGACCAAAGACCCGGGUUUUCCUUCACAAACCAGACGAGGCGUGCGUGGGAGCGGACUGCACUAGCCCAUACCGGCCGUCAUGGGUUAAAGACUGUUGUGCGUGAGCCGAGGGAAUUUUUACCGAUCUCGGUGCAGCUUGCGGACAAUUUCAAGUUGGAUGCUGUUCAUCCUUUAACGAGAGCCAUUAUGAGUGUUUAUUCGGACCGGAUGAAGUUGUGGUGA